Messenger RNA from Kogia breviceps (pygmy sperm whale), 4044 nucleotides. Its product is annotated as spermatogenesis-associated protein 31A6-like. NCBI's taxonomy places the organism in Eukaryota, Metazoa, Chordata, Mammalia, Artiodactyla, Physeteridae. The record is from RefSeq and is a predicted model, not a curated record.
AUGAAGGCAGUGUGGGGGCAGAGGAGGGUUCUUGGGCUGCAGGUGCCCACCCCUGCCUGGCCUGUCCAGCUCUCCUGGUCCCAUCUGCUCUCCUGCAGCUGCCUGGGGAGGCUCCCUGGCAAGGACGACUUUCAUCAGCUCUCAUGUCAAGACCCUCCUAGUGAGAUGUGCAAAGCAGUGCCUGCUGGAGCCCACCAGCCAUGCAGGGAGCCUGUUGAAGAUACUGUUCCUGCCACGUCCCUAUUGGCUCCUCUGACCAAGUGCCGUCUACAUCUGGCCUCUUCCAUUUCUCCAGGCCCAACGAUCUCCCCAGUUUCUGUUCAUCCACACACAUCCUUGAGUGCCUCUCAGUCACCAGAACCUUUUCUUCCACUGGAUAGUCUUUCACCCCUGCCACUUGCUCGUUCCUCUCCCCCAUCAUGUCCACCUGAUUCAGAGGCCUCCCCUCUGACAGCCUCCUCUGCCCUACCACCACCUGACUCAAUUCUGACUCUUACUCAGUGUGACUCUUCAAUGGCACUACCACUGGGCACUGUCCCACAGAGCAUGUCUCCACAUACUCCUUGGUCAGCUUCUGUCGUCCCAGCCAUCUCAGACCUUGGUCACUCACGCUGUCCCAUUUCAGCCCUGUCCCGGUGGCAGGCAGCUGCCAAAUCCUUGUGCCUAUCAACCUCAUCACAGUGCAAGUUCCAAAAAAAGCACCUUUCCCACAACCCACCAGAGGCCUCAUCCUGGGUAGGCCCCACAGACAGACAAGUAGAGGUGAGUAACCCUCCUUUGCUCAGCUCUGAUUACCUAGAGAUACAAGUCACAAAGAGAGUUGAGAUCAAGAUUCAGAAGGAAAAAGAAAACAAUGGUUCACAUCUAAAACAAAUGAGCCUAAACUGCCACCUGAAUUCUUUGGGAAACAUGCUGAAAUCACUAGGUACUGAGCAGGACACUAGAACCCCCCAACUUUUCUGGAGCACAAAGGACAAACCAGAGCAGCUGCCUUGUCUUCAGCAGUGCUCAUAUCCCAAGGUCUUGGGGGACCAUCUACAGCAGAAAUAUAACCAGUUUUUCUGGGGUCUCCCUUCCCUGCACAGUGAAUCCUUGGUGGCUACCGCCUGGAUCUCUGAGAGCUCUUCGGCACCACAGUCUCCUUCUUUCUUAUUCAAUGUAAUUUUGAAUGCCUGCCCAGUUGAAAUGCUAGCUAAAAUAUCUCCACUGCUUUGCCAGUUCCAGCCCCUGUCCCAUCUAGAGUUCCAGUCUCGACCCUUUAUUCCAACAAUACCUCAAUUCCAGCCUCCACUUCUGGCUCAGGUCCAAACCCAGGCACAUCUCAUAUCCUCUCUCCUAAUCCUACCACCUUCUUCUCUACCCCAGAUCAGGGCCUGUGGAGUACCUUGCCCUACAGCCCAGAGUAAUGUACAAUUUCUUACCCCAACUGAGAUUCAACAUUCAGAAUUGUCCUUGUUGCAGAAGCAGCUAGAAAAUGAGUGGACUUCAUCUUCUGUAGUCAAAGGAUCUCAGGAACUCUCUAGUGUCUUCACUUCCAACAUUCCUGAGGACAGCUGGGCUGCCUCCUUCAUUCCUGAGAAUUUUCCAAUCAGUCCUGAGCUCCGGAAGCAACUGGAACAACACCUCCACAAGUGGCUCAUCCAACACCAGUGGGAGCUGCCGCAAAGGAUCCAAGAGUCUUUAGAGAUAAGGCAGCUUCAGGGAGAAUUACCAGGGACAUGCCAGGCAAAGGACAAGCAUGGACCCUCACAGCCCUCUUCGUUUAUAGGUGAGAGCAACAAGGAUGCACAGAAAGUGGGGUUCCAGCUAAGUCAGAAACUGGGCAAGGGUCUGGGACAUAUUCUGGGGAAGGUCCCAAAAGAUCUCUCCAGAAGCUCAGAAAGCUCCCUAGUGAAGUUUCAGGUGAAAUCUGAGGAGUCAAAAGGUGACUUGAGGCUCUUGAGGAGUGACUCAGGAAUUGAUUUACUAAAGAGCUCAGACAAGAAUCUAGAAAACAUUUUGAAAGGCCAUUUGGACAAAAAGUUGGGGCAGAUCAAUGAGGGUUUGAUUCCCGUGAAUGAGCAUCAAUCCUGCCUUGCUCUCGAGCAUGCUUCUCCCAAGUCCGAUAUUCACAUGGAAACCAGAAAUCCAAGAAUCUUGAAGGGUUGGGAACCCUGCGUGAACACCUCCCGUAGGGUUUCCUUCCUUGAUGCAGACACUCAAGAGGUGCUGGAAGCACAUAUUAUAAAGCUUCGGGUAAAGCACAGGUGGACCCUACCCCUCAAGGUCCUCAAGCCCAUAAAUCUCUUUAAGUUGAAAAAGUUUCAACCCUCCACCAUUCUGCAGGUUGCCUUUUCCCCUUCAGCCACCUGUGUAUCUGGGUCCCACUCGACAGUCAAGUUUGCUGAGUUCCCAGGAAAAACUCAGGCUCAUUCAGGAGAGAAGGUGAUAACAGAAGAGUCAGUUCCUACCCUGAUGAGGCCUCUCCUUGUCCCCUCACCUGUGUGUAAGAAAAUCCAGAGUGCCCUGGGAGGAAUUCCAUCUGGUGACUACCAUGGGCCCUCAAAGUCUUCUCUGACUGGAGAGGAGGGCAGGCCACCUUCUCAGUCCCUCACACUCAGCCUUGUGGGCAGAACCUGGAAGAGUGAGACUGUGGAAUGGGUCAAGAGGGACAGCCUAGAGCCAGGCCCAAGUUCAGCAAUGGUCAGGAAUGAGCCAAGAGAGGAGAGUGGUGGUCAGGCCUCACAAGACCCCUGCCAUAGGGUAACAGUGAUGGAGGUGAACUUAGGAUCCCAAUCUUUGAGAGGUGAAGAGGCCAGAGAGGCUGUGGGGGCCAAGGAGUCCCCUGCUCUUCAACCACAGUCUAGUGUUAUCUUGGAAACAAAGGUAUUGACAAAAGCCCAAACCACAAAUGUACAUAUGAGGAGUUUAGAGGUGCCAGGGACCAGUAAAAGUUUCGUACUACCUAGAAUGUCUGUUCUCCAACAUCCAGGUGAGCCAUGCCUUAACAUGGAGGUUGCUAGUGAGCUUAAGUCCAAAGUAAAGGUACAGUCAGACAACCAGCUUCAGGACUUUCCCAAACACAUGUUCCUUGCUGCAGACAACUUGGCUUCUCAGGUGCCUCAGUGCCAUCCCCAGAGAGUCCCCACCAGAGACAGGUUAGCUUCCCAGGAGACAAGUGGCCUUAUGGCAGCCCAAAGGAGCAACCUAGAGCAGCAGGAGCCCAAAACUUCAAAACUUCAGGACUCAUGGAAGAGCCAGAGCAAGAUUAUUGCUCCUACUUACAAAAGAGAGGACUGUAGGAGGCAUAAACCAAGAGAUCAUGAGGAAGGGUUUAAAGAAUUAGGGACCUCUCAAGCUGGAAGUAUGAGCCGCCUUGCCCAGGUCAGGGGAAUAACAGACUCUGUUGGGAGAAAAUGUCUCCAGCUCAUGCCAGAGAAGAAACAUAGCCCUCCAGAAAACCUCUUCAGAAAAAGGAUGAGGCUAUUUUUAAAGCGGAUUUUCCCCAAUGAAAAAGUCAAUGGUCAGGAUGCUCUGCAAAAAUUCAAGCCCAUAUCAGCCACUGCCCAGAGUCACGGAUCAGUCAAAAACAGAUCAAUCUUGAAGAGUGAGACUGCUGAGGGUCAGGCACUCAUGACAGCUGUUGGACAGAACCCAGAAGAAAAAAUAGCAGUUCAUCAUGGACUUCAUGCCACAAAGUUAAAUGAACACAAACAGGAAUUCCAAGCCAAAGUAUGUGGGUCUUUCUGCUACCAUAGGCUUUCCUCCUACCCAGAGCAAGGGAGAAUGAUGGGUUAUAUAGACUGUAGUCAUCAAGCCAUCUCCAAGGACCAGAGUUGUUCUAUCAGGGAAAGGGAAGUCAGACACAAACAUAGUUUGAAAAAUGUAAGAUUCAAUGAUGAGCAGCUGGGCCUAAGGUGCCUCCCAUCCUCGACCCCCAAGAAGAGUUUGUUUCCAGUUAGUACCUGCAAGUAUGCACCAAGGAUUCCAGAUGCCCCAGCCCACCAUCAACACUGUCCAAAGCAUUGUCAUCUUUGGGGAGGUGUCCUGCCUGGUCAACAGUAA